AUGUAUUCACCGAAAGAACACAUUGAAGAGAUACGAAGAGUGAAAUAUUGUGCAGCCAGAAGACCUUAUCUAUCUCAUCGGUCUCUCAAGGCUACGACUACUCGACUUAAUUCAAAAGAUUCUCGUUUCAUCUUCGAGCUUAUUCAGAAUGCUGAGGAUAACCAGUACGAUGAAGCAGUGAAUCCAACACUCGAGUUUGUCAUGACUUCCGAUGACAUUACUGCUACCGGUGCUCAAGCCACAUUGCUUGUUUUCAACAAUGAAAACGGCUUCUCCCCAACAAACAUUGAUUCCAUUUGCGAUAUCCACCUAUCAACAAAGAAAGGAAACAGGAACACUAGUUACAUAGGAGACAAAGGAGUUGGCUUUAAGAGUGUCUUUAGGGUUACUCCCACGCCUUAUUUAUUUAGCAGUGGAUAUCAGAUAAGGUUCAAUAAGGAGCCUUGUACAAACUGUCAUUGUGGGUAUAUAGUUCCUGAAUGGGUUGAGAAUAACACAAUCCUUGACGACAUAAACAAGAUAUACGGUCAAGAUUCUCUUCCAACCACAAUAAUUGUCUUACCUCUGAUGAAGCCGAAUAAAGUCGCAUACGUUGAACAAGUCAUCUCAAACAUUCAUCCAGAAGUCCUUAUGUUUCUUACAAAAAUCAGACAUCUUUCUGUCAGAAUAGUUACCAACGAGACACUGGGGGACACUGUCUAUACUGUAUCAGUUUCACCCAAGAUUAACUUUAGGACUAUGGAAAGCAUGAAUGCUGAGUCCUACACGCUCCAUCUCUCUGCUGACAAGGAAAGCAGCUACAGCGUGUGGAGGCAAAAGUUUCCGAUCAUGUCGGAAAAUGCGGUCGUCGGAAGGAAGGCAGAUGUGGAAGAACAAGAAUGGGAUGUGACAUUGGCCUUUCCAAAUCAGGACUGGCCCAGAUAUUCAGAUGGGCUCUAUGCAUAUUUUCCUACAGAUAUGCUUACAAAUUUUCCAUUUAUUAUUCAAGCAGAUUUUAUCACUGCCCCAUCAAGGGAGACAAUUCUCUUGGAUAAAGAAUGGAACCAAGGGAUUCUUGAAUGUGUUCCAGCAGCCUUUAUGGAUGCAUUCAAAACACUUAUCAUAGGAUUGGACGGAUCUACAUCUUCUUUGGCUCGUAUACUCGGGUCCCUUCCUUUUGAAAAUUCUCCAUUUCGACGGUUUCCUUAUUUGGGGGAGAAAAUCGUAGCAAAAUUGUUUUCCGAAAAUAUUGUCCCGAUCGAGACAUACACAGAGCAGCAGCAGUUUUGUAAGCCUGGCGAAGUUAGCAGGCUGCUGCCUGAAUUCUGGAAUAUUUUGACUAAAGCCCGGGACGAAGGAGUCAACCUGCCUAACCUAUCUUCUCAUGAUGGGAGGAAGAUCUUGAGUUCCUCCUUUGAUAAAAGCGAGUAUGAUCAAGUACUCAACUCUUUAGGGUUGAAAUAUGUGAAUGUUGAUUGGUAUGCAGCGUGCAUCAAGAAUUCUAAUCUUGUCCAUACAGUAUCAGAAGAUCUCUAUCUCGAGCUUUUGUUUUUUAUUGUGAAAAAUUGGUUGUCAAUGUUUAAGGACUCAAACAUCAAGAGUAUUCCAUUGAUUAAAUACGUGGCAUCAGAUGAAACUCAAUCCUCCUUCAGCAUUCAUGAAUGCACACAAAACCUAACAGAUGCAAAGCGAGUAGUAAUAACACACCCAACAGAAUCUAAAGCUCGCAAUUGGAUGAUGUUUUGGAACAACAAAUUUUCAGGAAACUGUUUUUUUAUGCCAGAAAGCACACAGAAAGCUAUCUCGCAUUUUAUCUCGAAAUAUAUUUUGAUGGUAUGGCUUGAGGUUGAAGUUUAUGUUACUCGUAUGAACGUGGACACUUUUGCCAAUACCAUUUUUAGUUAUAUUAAAAAAGAUAGCACUAAACUUAUCAUUACAUACACUAGUUUUUUAGACGAUGCUUUUACAGAAAACUAUUUGUCAGAGCGGGGGAGUCAAAACCUAUGUCAGAUGCAUUUUCUUUUGUUGGUUAAGUUCAUCAAAUAUCACACGAAUCAAUGUCUUCCACUCAAUGAAUUUGUGUACAACAUCAAAAAUGUGCCUUGGCUAAUCACAUCUUGUGGUCUUCGUUCUCUCGAGGAAUCUGUGUUGGCUGGUGCCGACUGGCAAGUUGCAUCAGAAAUUAGUAAAAUCCCUUUUAUUGACUCAUCUUAUUAUGGUGACUUAAUAUAUGAGUACAAAGAGGAGCUCAAAUUGCUAGGAGUGAAAGUUGGCUUAAGUGGGAAUCAUGAUAUUGUCAUCAAGCAUUUAAAAUCACCUUACAAUUUGACUUCUUUGACAGCUGAGGCUGUUUUUUUGAUGAUGCAAUACAUCAGAUUCUUGAAUGACCCUAGUAAACUCUUAGAUAGUUUGAAGGGAACAAGCUGCCUGAAGACAAACCUGGGUUUCAAAAUACCAAGUGAAUGUUUCUUGUCGGAGCAAUUGUGGGGCUGCUUUGUGGAUGGAUUCAAUGACUUUCCUGUUAUUGAUAGAAUAUUCUAUGGAGAAGAAAUCUUCUCUUACAAAGAUGAACUGAGGCAAAUUGGCGUGGUGGUUGAUUUGAAUGAAUCAUGAU
Molecule: messenger RNA, 2593 nt
Organism: Lathyrus oleraceus (garden pea)
Lineage: Eukaryota; Viridiplantae; Streptophyta; Magnoliopsida; Fabales; Fabaceae
Exons: 3
Coding region: 1-2592 (863 amino acids)
Source: RefSeq, a predicted model, not a curated record